This is a messenger RNA of Penicillium coprophilum, 1158 nucleotides long. RefSeq names its product PH domain-containing protein. The record is from RefSeq and is a predicted model, not a curated record. The coding region runs from base 1 to 1158 and encodes 385 amino acids. The transcript has 2 exons. NCBI's taxonomy places the organism in Eukaryota, Fungi, Ascomycota, Eurotiomycetes, Eurotiales, Aspergillaceae.
AUGAAUGCAGUGCUGAAUCGGCCCUUCUCUGAGGGCAAAAUUAAACUCCCCGAACCCGGCCCUUCAUCUCAUUACCGACCUCAUAACAGUGGAACUUUGGAUCCCUUUUCUCCAGUGAACGAAAAUGGAAGCUUCGAAUUCGAUCGAGUCUUGAAGACAGGGAAAGUCUCUCGCCGAGUCAAACAUAAACAUGUCUUUCGCGCCUCAUGGAAAGCAGCCUACCUCGUCCUCCGACCGAAUCUCCUGUCCGUAUACAAGGACGAGGAAACCACCCGCCUCCGAGUCUCCAUUUCCCUAUCUGAAGUGACCGCCGUCGCCCCCGUCAAGUCUCCGCGAUCAACGCGGCGACAUGUCUUCGGUGUCUUCACUCCAUCUACUAAUUACCGCUUCGAAGCUCUGACCGAACACGAUGCCGAGGACUGGAUCGCUCGCAUUCGUGCCGAGACCCCAGGCGACGAGGACGAGCAAGCUUUCCUGGCUCUCACCCAAAGGCCCCAACCCCCCGCCAUCCACAAACAACUCGUUGACGAGACAACCGAGCCCUCCGAUUUCGAUCACAUUGGCCGCGCCAGCUCCCCGAGCCACACCGUGCACUGUCUCCACGCAGCAAAAAUGCCCAGAGACUCCCUUACAUCCAAGAUUACUCGGUUCUCUGAUGGACCUGCGCCAGCACGCGAUAGCCGCCUACGAUCUAUGCGCUCCCUCCAUUCACUGUCCGUUCCAGCAGAGGAUAAACAAGUAUCCCGCCCGUCAACAUCUUUACCUCGAGACGCAAAUAAAUCGUCAGACCUGGGGAUCCGGCGUGACCCAGAGCGGGUCAUCUGUCAGGGGUACCUGCAGGGGCUGCGCAUCCAAGGGACCGUGCGCCAAUGGAAACGACUCUGGGUUGUGCUUCGACCCAAGAGUCUAGCCUUCUACAAAAAUGAAUCGGAAUACGCAGCUAUCAAGAUCAUCCCCAUGUCUCAAGUAUUUGAUGCCGCAGAGGUGGACCCUUUGUCGAGAUCCAAGACCUUCUGCAUGCAGAUCAUCGCCGAAGAAAAGACCUAUCGACUUUGUGCCCCAGAGGAAGAGUCCCUCGCGCGCUGGCUGGGUUCGUUGAAAAGCAUUCUCGCUGCGCGCAGGAGAUUGGAUCCCGCUCCGGGAACUUCUGUAUCAUGA